Messenger RNA from Leucoraja erinaceus (little skate), 1938 nucleotides. RefSeq names its product gamma-aminobutyric acid receptor subunit rho-2-like. The coding region runs from base 89 to 1285 and encodes 398 amino acids. Gene Ontology annotation, biological process: nervous system process; monoatomic ion transmembrane transport; signal transduction. Gene Ontology annotation, cellular component: neuron projection; membrane; synapse. The record is from RefSeq and is a predicted model, not a curated record. NCBI's taxonomy places the organism in Eukaryota, Metazoa, Chordata, Chondrichthyes, Rajiformes, Rajidae. Gene Ontology annotation, molecular function: neurotransmitter receptor activity; GABA-A receptor activity; extracellular ligand-gated monoatomic ion channel activity. The transcript has 8 exons.
UCCCAUAAUAAAGAGAAUUUCGGAUGUAACCAAAACUCGAGCUACCAAGCCUGAUCACCUGCUCAGAGUGGAUGAUCAUGACUUCACAAUGAGACCUGCAUUUGGUGGCCCAGCAAUCCCGGUUGGUGUUGACGUGAUGGUGGAAAGCCUGGACAGUAUCUCAGAGGUGGAUAUGGAUUUCACCAUGACCCUGUACCUGCGUAAUUACUGGAAAGAUGAGCGCCUCUCUUUCCGCAGCGCCACCAACAGAAGCAUGACCUUCGACGGUAGGCUGGUCAAACGGAUUUGGGCCCCUGAUGUUUUCUUCGUUCACUCCAAGCGCUCAUUCAUCCACGACACAACCACUGAUAAUGUGAUGCUGCGCAUCUUCCCUGAUGGAAAUGUGCUGUACAGCAUAAGGGUUACCGUGACAGCGAUGUGUAACAUGGAUUUCAGUCGUUUUCCUCUCGACACACAGGCCUGUUCCCUGGAGAUAGAGAGCUAUGCUUACACUGAAGAUGACCUUAUGCUGUAUUGGCGGAAUGGAGCCGAUGCACUGAAAACAGAUGAGAAGGUCUCCUUGUCACAAUUUCUCAUACAGAAAUUUCACACUACCUCCAAGCUGGCAUUCUACAGUAGUACAGGUUGGUACAAUCGUCUGUACAUUAACUUCACCCUGCGUAGGCACAUAUUCUUCUUUCUGCUGCAAACCUACUUCCCAGCGACUCUGAUGGUCAUGUUAUCCUGGGUGUCGUUCUGGAUCGACCGGCGAGCUGUACCGGCCAGAGUUUCAUUAGGUAUAACGACAGUUCUCACCAUGUCGACCAUUAUCACGGGCGUAAAUGCUUCCAUGCCGAGGGUGUCGUACAUUAAAGCCGUGGACAUCUACCUGUGGGUUAGUUUUGUGUUCGUCUUUCUCUCAGUGCUGGAGUACGCAGCUGUGAAUUACCUGACUACAGUGCAAGAGAGGAAAGAACAAAAACUCCACCAAAAGUUCCCCUGCACAUGUGGAAUCACCGGCAGCAAGACCAUGAUGUUGGAUGGCACCUACAAUGAGUCUGGCGUCAACAACCUGGCUGGAUUCACCACAACUCCAAUGAUAACUCCGGAUAGAGUCAAGCAGGACAGGAUGGUGGUUCACAUGUCCAUUGACGGAGAAACUAAUCUACAAAAGAAGAGACGUCUUAGGGAAUUUGUUGACAUAGGAUUCUUUAAGAAUACCCACUCAAUUGACAAAUAUUCCCGAAUGGUAUUUCCAGCUUCUUAUAUAUUUUUCAACUUGGUGUAUUGGUCUGUAUAUCUAUAGAUACCAUUCUGAGUGAGUUUUUCCUCCUUUAAAACCAAAACACGUAUAAUGAUGCAGCAUUUGUACAGUAAACAGAAUGCACAAACUAAGAAAAAGAACAAAUGUGUGCAGUAUUAAUGCAUUUAUUAAUGAAUUUGUUGUGGCUCUUACCUUGCUUUUGAAACUCUGCCUUGAAAUUCAACAUAUAUCCAACAGCCUAAACAUAAAUAUUUAUUUUUAUGCAAAUUUAAAUAUGUUUAAAUUUAACCUUAAUGCGAAUUGGCUUGCUCACCAACCUUUCAGCUCUACAAUUUGGGGUCAAAUUAGCACAGAAUGAGCUGAUAAAAGUUUCCACUGUCUUCUUGGUGGUAAUGAUCCUGUACUUUUGACUUUAGAAAUACAGCGCGGAAACUGGACCUUCGGCCCACUGAGUCCGCACUGACCAUAAUCACUAACACUAUCCUACACACCAAGGACAAUCUACAAUUUCCCCAAAGCCAAUUAACCUACAAACCUGUAUGUUUUUGGAGUGUGGGAGUAAUCCAGAACACCCGGAGAAAACCCACGCGGUCACAGGGAGAAUAUAUUAACUCCGUACAGACGACACUGCAGUCAGGAUUGAACCUGGGUCUCUGACGCUGUAAGGCAGCAGCUCUAAGAUGUAAAGAUGUCAC